This is a messenger RNA of Hyla sarda, 1652 nucleotides long. RefSeq names its product WD repeat, sterile alpha motif and U-box domain containing 1 (gene WDSUB1). The record is from RefSeq and is a predicted model, not a curated record. The transcript has 11 exons. Gene Ontology annotation, molecular function: protein binding; ubiquitin-protein transferase activity. NCBI's taxonomy places the organism in Eukaryota, Metazoa, Chordata, Amphibia, Anura, Hylidae. The coding region runs from base 131 to 1582 and encodes 483 amino acids. Gene Ontology annotation, biological process: protein ubiquitination.
CCAGGGGCGUCACGUGACAGCUCUAGCUAGGACUGCUUAGAGCGGACGACGUCACCUCCGUAGCCCUUUCCUCCUCCGCACGCCCCGCCCCCUGCCGGUCAGGACGCGCUGUGUCUGGAGAUUCAGUAAGAUGGCGGAAUUAAUCACAACCCUGGCAGAUCAUAUAGAUGACGUAAACAGCUGCUCCUUCUCCAACUCUCUCCUUGCUACAUGUUCCUUGGAUAAAACUAUCCGGGUUUACUCCUUAGAGGACUUUAAAGAGGUGUCCUUCUCACCCCUGCGGGGACACGCGUACACCGUGCACUGCUGCUGCUUCUCCUCCAAUCAAACCUUCCUGGCUUCAUGUUCGACGGACGGUAAAACCAUUCUCUGGAAUAUGUGCAAUGGGCAGAUUUUGGCAUCUUUGGAGCAGCCGAGUGGAAGCCCGGUCAGGGUCUGCAGGUUUUCACCGAGCUCCAUGUAUUUAGCUUCAGGAGCCGCGGACGGCUCCGUGGUGUUAUGGAAUGUCCCAUUGCUGAAAUUCUACAGGUCCAGCCUGGUGAAGGACGGCUCUCUUGUGGCCUGUGCCUUCUCCCCUGGUGGAAAUCUAUUUAUCACGGGUUCCUCCAGUGGGGACCUGACAGCCUGGGACGAGAACAUGCGAUGUUUGUACAAUGACAAGGCUCACGAUCUGGGAGUGACGUGCUGCGACUUCUCUUCACAGAAGAUAACAGACUCGAGCGGCACAGAGGGCUUUCAGAUGGCGUCUUGUGGUCAAGAUAAUGAAAUCCGAAUCUGGCUGAUCUCCUAUGGGCCUGAGAAAGGUUUCGACAUGGGAUGCAAGUUAACCCUGAGUGGACAUUCGGCUCCUGUCCUGUCCUGUGUGUUCUCCAGUGAUGGGGAAACCAUUGUCUCGGGGUCUGUGGACAAGUCUGUUAUUAUAUUUGGAGCGAAGAGCGGCUGCAUUCUGAAUAUCCUAACACAUCACAAUCGGUAUGUGACGGCAUGCGCACUAGCCCCGAACCAACCUCUGCUGGCCACAGGCUCCAUGGACAAGACGGUAGCCAUCUGGAAACUGAGACAAACAAGUGAUUCACCAGAUGCCAGAAUGAAGAGGAAAACCGAGCGUCCUAUCGAAUCCUGGAGCGAGGACGACGUCAGGACGUGGCUUUCCAAUGAGAGCCUGACAGAGGUAGAAGAACAUUUCGGCGCCAACAACAUUGAUGGUAAAGAACUGCUCAGCCUCACCAAGGACGUCCUGCUUUAUGAUCUCAAGAUAGAAUCCUUAGGGUUGAGGAAUAAGAUUCUGAGGAAAAUCGAAGAACUGAAAAGCAAAAUGAAAGCCCCUUCUAACAUCCCGGAGGAAUUCCUGUGCCCCAUCACAUGUGAAAUUAUGAAGGACCCCGUCAUUGCAUCAGAUGGAUAUUCCUAUGAGAGAAAAGCGAUUGAAAGCUGGAUCAGUAUGAAAAGGACGAGUCCCAUGACCAAUCUUUCUUUAGAGAACCUUCUCCUCACACCAAACAGGACAUUAAAAAUGGCGCUGAAUCGAUGGCUAGACACCAGACCAGAGGGAACAAUCAGUCACAUUUCAUCCAGACAUUAACAUUAGAGAUGAGCGAACUUACAGUAAAUUCGAUUCGUCAUGAACUUCUCGGCUCGGCAGUUGAUGACUU